GCAGACGUGAUCGGUAUUUCGAAUCGGGGUUUUUAAAUCGCUGAGUUGAAAAAAAAAAUGAUCGCCUUAGCUACUUUUCACUAGACUACACAAAUCUCUCGGUCGUAUCUCGAUUCAGAAAAAAUUCAGCUUAAGGUCAUUAGAAGUCGAAAAUGUGGCCAAUUUUCAUGGGACUUUUGAGAAGGUACACGCCAUACAUAACUUUGCCUUUUGCUGCUGUAGUUGGAUUUGCUGGAUAUCACAUAGAAGGAUGGAUAUCUGAUCGCUACACACCAGCAUCACCUCCAAUAUCACAAAAAAGGCAAGAACGUCUGUUGGAAAACAUUGAUUCCAGCACAACAAGACAAAAGCACAAUCCCUUAGAAGUUAAUUUGUCUCCCUCUUUGUCUUCAUAAAUUGUUGUGUUUGGCAUCAAAUGAAUGUACAUUUGUAAUAUUUGUUGCGCGUAACAUCUGUUGUUAAUACAUAAGUAGGUAUAAUUGUAGAUUAACUUCAAUGAAAUAGGUGAAUGCAGAUUGUGUGCCAUUUUUUA
Copidosoma floridanum is the source of this 532-nucleotide messenger RNA. RefSeq names its product small integral membrane protein 12. The record is from RefSeq and is a predicted model, not a curated record. NCBI's taxonomy places the organism in Eukaryota, Metazoa, Arthropoda, Insecta, Hymenoptera, Encyrtidae.